CGGCGGCAUCUUGUUACAUUGAGCUCAUAGUUAAGGAAUCAGACAACAACGUAAAAUUGAUUGUGCUUGACAGACUCGAUGAAUUGCGUGAGAAACACGAGCACGUGUUGGAUGACUUGGUUCCGGAUAUUUUACGCGUGUUGUCAAGUCCUGACAUAGAGGUUCGUCGCAAGGCCCUUCGUAUCGCUUUGGAAUUAGUGUCGAAUCGUAAUGUGCAAGAAGUGAUUACGCUUUUAAAGAAAGAGCUCAGCAAAACUCUCGAUCAGGACUACGAAAAGAACAAUGAAUAUCGCCAACUAUUAAUCCAAUCUAUUCAUUCGUGUGCUAUUAAAUUCUCCGAAGUUGCUGCUAACGUCGUUCAUGUGCUCAUGGAAUUCCUUGGCGACUCGAGUAAUUCAUCGGCUGUAGAUGUAAUCACCUUUGUUAGAGAAGUUGUUGAGAAAUUCCCAAGUUUGAGAACUUCGAUAUUAGAAAAGUUGCUUGAUACGUUUAUGGAUGUCAAAUCUGGAAAAGUGUUUAGAGGCGCUCUAUGGAUUGUUGGCGAAUAUUGUUCGGAAGUACAAGAUAUCGAAGAGUCGUGGAAACAAAUUCGUGCGGGUCUUGGCGAAAUCCCAAUAUUGGCAUCCGAGCAGAAGUUGCUUGACGAAGCCUCAAAGGAAGACAAGCCGGAUGAAAGCACUGAACAGAAAACUCUACCUACGUCGUCUCGUAGAAUCCUGGCUGAUGGAACAUAUGCCACAGAGUCUGCGUUUUCGUCCAACUCAUCUGCAAUGGCCAAGUUAGAGGCUGUCAAAUCUGCCACCAAGCCCCCGUUGAGAGCCUUGAUACUUGGAGGUGACUUCUUCCUCGGGUCAGUAUUGGCAUCAACGUUAACCAAGCUGGUUAUGCGAUAUACGGAAAUAUCUGAUGAUCCUGCACGCGUUAAUGCACUUCGGGCCGAGGCAAUGUUGAUAAUGGCUAGCAUAAUCCGCGUGGGGCAAUCACAGUUUGCAGCUUCUCCAAUUGAUGAAGAUACAUAUGACCGAAUAAUGGCCUGUAUGCAUGCGUUACAAGAAUUUUCAAACGACAACACAAUUAAAUCAAUAUUUUUACAUGACACCAAGGCCGCGUUGACAAGAAUUGUGGAAAAUGAAGAGAAAAAAGCGGCAGCCAAGAGAUCAAAGGAUAAGUCUGCCGCGGCCGGACAGGUGGAUGAUUUGAUUACGUUUAGACAGUUCUCUAAACGUAAUCUUGGAGACGAGGCUGAUGAGUAUGAGCUAGAUUUGACGCGAGCUACCGGUCAGACUGACCCAAAAGACGAUUUGAUUUCAAAAUUAAGUCGUGUGGUGCAAUUGACUGGGUUCUCUGAUCCCGUGUACGCCGAGGCUUACGUCAACGUCCAUCAAUUCGAUAUUCUUCUUGACGUUCUAAUUGUCAAUCAAACAAGCGAAACACUGCAGAAUUUGACGUUAGAGUUUGCUACACUUGGUGAUUUGAAGUUGGUCGAACGUCCUACACAGCACAAUCUUGCUCCUCAUAGUGUUCACAGCGUAAAAGCUACAAUUAAGGUCUCAUCUACUGAAGCGGGAGUCAUAUUUGGUAAUAUUGUAUAUGAUGGACCGGGAACAUCGGAAAGUAAUUGUGUCGUCAUGAAUGACAUUCAUAUUGACAUCAUGGACUAUAUAAACCCUGCUUAUUGCAAUGAAACCCAGUUCCGAAGCAUGUGGUCUGAAUUUGAAUGGGAAAACAAAGUUAACGUUAAUACCAACAUCGCUGAUCUUCGCGAUUACUUGAACCAUAUUAUGAAAUCCACAAAUAUGUCUUGCUUGACUCCCGAGGCGGCCCUGGAAGGAGAUUGUGGGUUCUUAUCUGCCAAUAUGUAUGCCAGGAGUAUUUUUGGUGAGGAUGCAUUGGCAAAUCUCAGCAUCGAGAAGCAAACCGAUGGUGCGAUCAGUGGUCAUGUUCGUAUUAGGAGCAAGACUCAGGGAAUCGCUUUAAGUCUAGGAGACAAGAUUACGUUGGCUCAAAAAUCUGCUGCCUAG
This is a messenger RNA of Paraglomus occultum, 2021 nucleotides long. The record is from the annotation of a GenBank genome assembly. Lineage: Eukaryota; Fungi; Glomeromycota; Glomeromycetes; Paraglomerales; Paraglomeraceae.